GUCCAUUACUUCAGCUAGUGAGGUUUUUGACAUCCCUAGAGAAUCCAAAAGGCCAAAAAGAAAUAAAGAAUCAAAACAAACUGGAAAGGUGGUAGCAACCGAUCGAUAGAUCAAAGUUCUAUCGAUUUUUCUGUGAAUUUUGAAUCAGCAGGGCUGUUGUGCAACAGCUGUGUUAAAAUGUCUGGCCAUGGUCCUAGUCGUUUUUUCCAAAAUACGUUCCAGGACUACGCUGGUGGCCAGGUAGUUAGAAACGAUGAUCACAUUCACGGAUUGAUCCAAUCGUACGUGAAUCUCAUCGUGGACAACACUCGUCCAGGCAGAAACAGUGACCAUCGCGGUGAUCUCUACGUGGGCGAUGCUGGCAUCGCCUAUAUGUUUUUGAGAUUAUAUGAAAUGGGACUUUUUGGAGCUGAAGCCUUGCAGUACGCUAAGCAGUAUGUGGCCAACGCUAAAGAAAAAGCAAUACGUUAUGCUGCUCGACCGGAGGAGCGCUGUUCUUUUCUUUGUGGCAAUGCUGGUAUAUAUGCGGUUUCGGCAGUGGUCUGUCAUAAGAUGGGACAACGGCAAGAGAUGGACGAAGAUCUGAGAAAUUUCGCAUCAGGAAUUACGGUAUGUAAAAAAAUCGAUUUCAAUAAAAAUGGAAGCGAUGAACUGCUUUUCGGAAGAGCCGGAUAUUUAAGCGGGAUAUACUGGCUGCAUCAGAAUAUCGAUAAAAGGCUUUUUUCGCAUGAAACAAUGAAUGUUAUUUCCGGGAUUAUAAUCGAUAGUGGAAAACGGUAUUCUGCUGCUAAAAGAAGUCCCUUUCCUUUGAUGUAUCACUGCUGGGGAGAUGAAUAUUUGGGAGCUGCUCACGGUGUAUCUUCGAUAAUGCACAUGUUACUGGAGUCACCGCUCCAGGGAAAUCCGAAUAGUAAUGAAAUGGCGGCAGUACGAGCAACAAUAAACAGCCUUCUAUCUCUUCAGGAUGCGGAAGGAAAUUUUCCUGUAACUUUGCAAGACUAUAUACAACGAACGAGAGAUGAAACUUUAGUGCAUUGGUGUCAUGGUGCACCCGGAAUCGUAUAUCUGAUGGCAAAAGCGUAUAUUAUAUUUAAGGACCAAAAAUAUCUGCAAUCAUGUGUUCGUUGUGCCGACCUAGUUUGGCGCAAAGGAUUGCUGCGCAAAGGUCCUGGCAUUUGCCAUGGCGUUGCCGGCAAUGGCUACGUCUUCCUACUUCUCUACAGACUGACAGCGGACCCGAAAUACCUCUAUCGAGCGAUUAAAUUUAUGGAGUUUCUAACGCACGAAGAGUUCAUCCGAUACGCACGCAACCCGGAUCGUCCGUUUAGCUUAUACGAAGGCUACGCGGGUACUGUAUGUUUCUUAUUAGAUUUAUUGCGACCGGAGCGUGCCAGCUUUCCAUUUAUGGACGUGUUUGAUACCAAGUGUUAGGCUAGUAUAUGCCGAUUUUUUCAUGGUGUUGAUCAAAUUUAGAUGUGUCUCACGAGAAUAAAUUAAGUUUUGAUUCCUUUCA
This is a messenger RNA of Wyeomyia smithii (pitcher-plant mosquito), 1513 nucleotides long. Its product is annotated as lanC-like protein 3 homolog. The transcript is spliced from 2 exons. The coding region runs from base 178 to 1431 and encodes 417 amino acids. The record is from RefSeq and is a predicted model, not a curated record. Gene Ontology annotation, biological process: peptide modification; carbohydrate metabolic process. Lineage: Eukaryota; Metazoa; Arthropoda; Insecta; Diptera; Culicidae. Gene Ontology annotation, cellular component: plasma membrane.